This is a messenger RNA of Osmerus eperlanus (European smelt), 1641 nucleotides long. Its product is annotated as 26S proteasome non-ATPase regulatory subunit 4-like. NCBI's taxonomy places the organism in Eukaryota, Metazoa, Chordata, Actinopteri, Osmeriformes, Osmeridae. The transcript has 10 exons. The record is from RefSeq and is a predicted model, not a curated record. Gene Ontology annotation, molecular function: polyubiquitin modification-dependent protein binding. The coding region runs from base 134 to 1270 and encodes 378 amino acids. Gene Ontology annotation, cellular component: cytosol; nucleus; proteasome regulatory particle, base subcomplex. Gene Ontology annotation, biological process: proteasome-mediated ubiquitin-dependent protein catabolic process.
GGAGGGGGUCCAUGUCUGUUUAUGUCAAAGAAUAACUGGUCCUAGAUCAGAACUGUUUUUUUCAUCCGCUUCAAAGAACAUCAUUUCCCAUCAACCACUUCCGGUGACGUAGAAGUUACAGAAAGAUUCCAAGAUGGUGCUCGAAAGUACUAUGGUCUGUGUGGACAACAGUGAGUACAUGCGCAAUGGAGACUUUUUACCCACGAGACUGCAGGCCCAGCAGGAUGCUGUCAACAUUGUGUGUCACUCCAAGACCCGCAGUAACCCCGAGAACAAUGUGGGCCUCAUCACCAUGGCCAAUAACUGUGAGGUGCUGACCACGCUGACCCCGGAUACAGGCAGGAUCCUGUCCAAACUACACGCUGUUCAGCCCCGCGGCAACAUCAGCUUCUGCACUGGCAUCAGAGUAGCACAUCUGGCUCUGAAGCACAGGCAGGGGAAAAACCACAAGAUGCGCAUCAUCGCUUUUGUGGGCAGCCCAGUCGAGGACAACGAGAAAGAUCUGGUCAAAAUGGCAAAGCGUCUGAAGAAGGAAAAAGUGAGCGUGGACAUUAUUAACUUUGGUGAAGAGGAGAUGAACACAGAGAAGUUGACUGCCUUCAUAAACACUUUGAAUGGAAAGGAGGGUUCAGCAGGUUCCCAUCUGGUGACCGUGCCUCCAGGACCCAGCCUGGCCGACGCCCUGCUCUCCUCCCCCAUCCUGGCUGGGGAGGGAGGCGCCAUGCUGGGUCUGGGGGCUAGCGACUUUGAGUUCGGGGUGGAUCCCAGCGCCGACCCAGAGCUGGCUUUGGCUCUGAGGGUUUCCAUGGAGGAGCAGAGACAGAGGCAGGAGGACGAGGCCCGCAGGGUUGCCGUGGUGUCGGCUGCAGAGGCUGGUGCCCCCUCCCCCACUGCAGACGAGUCAGACGACGCCCUGUUGAAGAUGUCUGUCCCUCAGGUGGACACGGCCACACCUGCUCUUCCUGACAUCAGCCGCAUGACUGAGGAUGAACAGAUCGCCUAUGCGUUGCAGAUGUCCAUGCAGGGAGCAGGCGGAGAGUUUGGUGGCGCAGAAGACAUGGACACAGGGGCUCCCAUGGACUCUUCUGAAGCUAAGGAUGAGGAGGACUAUGAUGUCAUGCAGGACCCAGAGUUCCUCCAGAGCGUCCUUGAGAACCUUCCCGGCGUCGACCCCAACAACGAGGCGAUCCGCAACGCCAUGGGUUCCCUGGCCUCCCAGACUGGCUCCAAACCCCCGGAGGGCAAGAAGGAUGACGAAAAGAAGAAAUAAACACACACAAGCGUGUACACGCAGUAUGGAAGACUACUGGAGAAUGAAAGACUGAGAGAUGUACGGUGUCAGUUUUCCCAUCCAAAGCAUACAUUAAAAACAUUUUAGACACCCUGUAAAGGCCUGUUGACAAUGGAUCCUUCUAUAGUAUAACUGUGUAAACGGAAACCUGUCAUUCAUGGGAGUUUUUGUAUAGUUAAGGCUUAUGACCAAGGCUUUAUUCUGUUUUGCGUCAAGGCUGAUGCAUGUUUCUUUUUUGGGGGGUGGGGAAACUUUUGUAUUACAGUGGGACAUGGUAACUACUCAGAAACAUUCAGUAAAUGGAUAUUACCUGCUGAUAAUCCUUAAUAAAUUUACAAAAUAAAACAGCA